GGCCUAAAAAUGUACACAAAAUCACUUAUCAAGUCAGACAUUUUUUGCAGUGCAGACCCUCAUUCAGCAGUAUAGAACCAUGGCUGAGUCGUGCUGCUGGGAGAAGAAGGCCUAAACCACAGUUUGAACACAGCUUAUACGCCCCUCCUCUGUCUCUCUUUCUUUAUUUCUCCCUCUGCCAUCUUGCAGGUAAAGUUGCCAGGGGUCCUGGGGCUGAGAAAGUGGCCAAACCCUCCCACAGAGGGAUGUUUUCUCUGCUGCACUCUGGGCUGGUUUCUAUUCAAAUGUGGGUCAGGGGUGAGGAAGCCUAACGUCAUAAGCUUGCAACAUGGCGUCCCGAAGGCUGUGAGAUGAGCAAGAGGAUGGUAAAGAACGCUUGAGAACGAUCCUACCGAUGUAAUAAGCUUCAGGUGGUGCUCGUGUAGGAAGAGAGAGAGAGAGAGAGAGAGAGAGAGAAGGAAAGAAGGAAGGUGGAAAUGGAACUGCCAAACCAUGCCAAACACCUGCUGCUGCAACUCAACCAGCAGAGAGCCAAGGGCUUCCUGUGUGAUGUUAUCAUCGUGGUGGAGAAUGCGCUCUUCCGUGCCCACAAGAACAUCUUGGCCGCAAGCAGCAUCUAUUUCAAAUCUUUGGUCCUCCACGAUAACCUCAUUAACCUUGAUACAGAGAUGGUUAACCCCUCUGUAUUCAGACAAGUUCUGGACUUCAUCUACACUGGGAAGCUCCUGUCCUCAUCGGAUCAGAGCAGUGAGCAGAACUUCAGUGCCCUCUUAACCGCAGCCAGCUACCUCCAGCUCCAUGACCUCGCUGCUCUGUGCAGAAAGAAGCUCAAGCGCAGUGGUGGGAAACCCCUUCCAGGUAAACCCUCCACUCCAGGUCCCCUUAGCCGCUUACGCCUCAACAACCAGCGCCUUUCCUCCUCUACCCCUGCUGGUCCCAACAACCACUAUCCUCCGACCCCUUCCGAUGCCGACCAGCCACAGCCUGACGAAGGCCUUCGGGACAAGCUCUCAGACGAUGAGAUGUUUGUUGGCAGCUCUGGGAAGAAUGGGAAUGGGGGGAAUGGCAGCAGUAACGGUAACCUCAGCAGUGGAGGAAGUGCUGGGGAACCAGAUCUUGGACUAGAUCUGUCCAAGAAGAGCCCUCCUUCUGCGGGCACAGCCACUGAUGCUCUCAGCCCCCACAGCAACUCCCAAGAAUCCCCUCAAUCUGCCUCAGUAUCCACAACCAACAGUGCCUCACUGGAUGACUCCUCGACCACCCUACCAGGUGUAGACACCUGUGGCUCAGAAUCCAUGGAGCUCAAUUCUUCUUCUAAAACCUCAGAGGAAACCCAAAACCAGCUGGAUGGGCCCCCACCCCAGAAGAAAUCUCGACAGGGUGCUCGCAAGAAUGAAUGGCCUAAAAGAGAGGCAUCAGGGUUGAAGUCUGAAGAUCUUGACAGGCCCCUGGUUAAUGGGGUAAUUGUGGGUCCUAAAGAUGGCCGCUCCUCUGGGGUUGGAGGGGGAAGUGGUAGCAGCUUCACCUCUGACCAGUCCUUCCAGUGUAAAGAUGAGGAAGAAGGAGGUGAGAACGGCCAGGACCACAGUGAUGAGAGCGGACAGAGCGACGGUGAGAGUGCAGGGGGUGGAGGAGGAACAGGAGGGGGACACCACAGCGCCAACUACGUGUACAGGCAGGAAGGUUUUGAGCCAGCAUUCGGAGACAACCUCUAUGUGUGCAUUCCCUGUGGUAAGGGCUUCCCCAGUUCUGAGCAGCUCAAUGCUCACGUGGAGACACACACUGAGGAUGAGCUCUACAUCAAAGAGGAGGGAGGGACCUUUGUGAAAGAGGAAGAUGAGGAGGAGGCAGAGGACCUCUCUGCCCCCGUAGGUCCCUCCAACUUUGGCUCUGAAACGCGUCCAUUCAAGUGUACAGUCUGCAGUAAGAGCUACAAAGACCCAGCAACGCUGAGACAACAUGAAAAGAGCCACUGGCUGACCAGGCCCUUCCCCUGCAACAUCUGCGGCAAAAUGUUCACCCAGAGGGGCACCAUGACACGCCAUAUGCGCAGCCAUCUUGGCCUCAAGCCGUUCGCGUGUGAAGAGUGUGGCAUGCGCUUCACACGCCAGUACCGUCUGACGGAGCACAUGCGUGUCCACUCUGGGGAGAAGCCGUACGAAUGCCAGCUAUGCGGGGGGAAGUUUACCCAGCAGCGCAACCUCAUCAGUCACCUGAGAAUGCACACCUCACCCUCUUAGAAAUGCAUCAAGCCAAAGAACUCUGGGAAUAGAUAAAAAACAUUUCUCUACCUUUUUUCCAUCUUAAAAGCAAAGAAACGCACACAAACGCAUUCACACGCAGACACACAUAUAGUUCUACAUAUUAAUUCCAGUUUACGACGCCCCGGCUAAGUGAAUGAUGUUGCUGUUAGCCACAGUGGGCUCUUGGUGAAGGUGGAAUCGUGUUGAUGCAAGGAUCAUGUCAUCGUUUAUAUCAUCGGCUCAGCUCUCAGGAGUUCUAGAGGGACAAUUUACUCCUGUCACUCUCCAAAGUCACAAAGCCAUGGUCGAGUGGCAUGACUUCUGGUCUGCGUUGCGAGUCUAUCAAAUGUGAAUGUGGGUACUUAUAUAAUGACAAGCCCCCCUCACCUCAUACCCCUCAGCAGCCUUCCCCUCUUCUACCUUUGAGCAUGGAGUCUUUGAGUUUUUCAGAUUGUUCCUCAAACAGAUUAACUCAAGAGUCCCCUCUCUACUCCAGUGCUAUUUUGACCAAAAACCCGUGCAAACAAUACUGGCAAUAAUUCAGCAAAAAGAUUAUUUUUACCCUGACAGCUUUAUAUCCUUUGUUAUGUUGGUGACGGGGAUCUGUAUGUAAGAGGAGGGAUAACUGGGUUUGGGACCAUCUCCAUGCUUUAACUGAAAGUCCUGAAAGAAGGUUCAUGGUGAGAUGACAUUGGGUUAAGUUUUAGAUUUUACAGACAACAAACUGAAAAAUCCUCUCUACAGCUGUUCACAGUAAUAUAGAGAGGAUUUUUUUUUCAUUGUUUUUUUUUUUCGGUUUUGCCUGCUAGUGCUUCCAGGAAUGAAUCCUGGUUGGAAAGAUUAACCCCUCGAGGUACUUGUUUUACUUAAAGAACUUGUAAUGUUUCAGUGAAUGUUUAAACUGGAAGGUCUUGGGGAUUUUUCUUGUGGAGGGGAGGGAUUUGGGUUGGGGUGGGGGCGGGAGGAGGGGUUUAAAGGGGGUAAGAAGAGGGUGUUUUAGACUGAACAUUAUGUUCAGUGGGUACGUUUAUUUUUUUGUCUGUAUAGCUUUCCUCCCCUCAGAAAAAAGAAAAGUCUAUUUAUAUAGGCUUGUGACCUCGCUACCUCUGAUUACUCUUAUGAACUCUAUGUUGAUUAGUUGAAAGUUCCUAUGUAAUUAAUUGUAAAAAGUGUGUAGAUUAUGGUAACUUUUCACCUAAUGCUUUAACCUGCCCAUCUCUCAACACAGGUUUUUUUUAAAUGCUCAUAGAUUUUACUCAUUAAUAUUGUUUUAGCUGUUGUUUUUGCUUGUCAAAUAUAGCUUUUCAGGUGCCCUGCUCAGUGUGGCCCCACCUCAAAGUGUACUGUAGCUUCCUGCCUGGAGCAAAUAGUGGUUAGUUAGUUUCAAUGUAUAGUGUUCCAAAGAUCUUAUGAAUGUUGAGGAGAACAGAGCUAACUAACAAACAUUGCUAGACAAGUUCAUAACCAAAGUUUUUAAAAAGAUGUACUUAAGAUAUAUAGCAUACUAAAUUAUUUCACUUUUGAUUUCUUUUUGCUGUAUAAAACAAAUUAUGAAUUAUAUUCUAAGUCCAAACAAAGAAAUCCACUCUUUUGAUGGAGUUUUGGCCAAUGACUCUGAGACUGAGGAAGGUUUUUGUGGUUUGCAAGGAAAGCUUGUGCUGAUUGGUGGGCCGGUAUAAUGUAAACUUUACCACCUAACCAAACUGGUAAAGUUUAAAAACAUGUUCCCUGAGCAUGUUUUUAUGUUUCUUUUUGUUUGUUUCCAGAGUCCGUAUCACUUUAUAUUCCCUGACUUUUAAAAACAGGACUUGAUGACAUUGUACGUGUUCUGUUCAGACCAAAAAAAGAAAAAGAAAAAAAAGAUAGGAAUUAUAAUCAGAAUUUUAAUGUGAAGUUCAAGUUGCUUGUUAGUUUUUUGAGCCAGACUUGUGAAAACUUGUAAUAAGAAGGGAGAAGCAGAGAUGCACUGGACAGCUGGACAACUCAUUGGUCUCCUGCAGCAUCCUUUUUGUUUCUGAUUGUAUUUCAUUAUAUCACAGAAUGAUUUUAAAUUAUUUUAAACCUCUAAAGCUUUACCUCAUCAUAAGCAACCAGUUGGGAAUGGCCCCUCUGUUGUCUGUCAGUUUCACUGAAACCUGUCCAGUGUAUCUACUCUAAACAGUUACACUGUGGAGCAUGAACCUUCACUACAAGUUUUUGGUAUAGGCAUUCCUCUAUAAUGUUGGUUUAACUGUCUUCUUGAUUUUUUUUUUUUUUUUAAUUCCUCUUUCGUCCUCAUGUUAUGGUCUGUGAAAUGUUUGUUAUCAUAGGUAUGCAGCUACAGUUACAAACAUCACUACCGUUUUAAGGUACCUGCGUCCUGGACUCCCAGAGUUGUUACUUGGUUAUGUUGGAUGUUGGUGUCUUUGCUGUUAAGCAGUUGCUUUUUAGUGAUUGCAUGGUACAUCUAUGAAUUUCUCACACUCCCCCCCCCGCCCAAACACACACGUUAUUUAUCGCCUGAUCCAUUGUUGCUUGUGACCUCUUCUAGCUUGAGAGGGAGUCCACAAUGCAUUGCCUUCAAACGUUAUUGUACUUGUCAGCGCUUACUGCAGUACAGCAUAAUGUCUGUCAUGCAAAAGGUGUUUUUGUACAAAAGAUCUCUAGCCAUCUCUGCAGAAGACUUUGCAGCUGCAUUUGAAUGCUUGCUUGUUUGACAUAACGAAGAAAAAAAAAAAAAAAACUACGAACUCCAAACUGUGACCAUACUACUACUACUACUACUACUAUUACUACUACUACUACUAGUACUACUACUAUUCAAAUACUUCAGGGAUUGUUCUGCAUCUGUGAAUGCAGACUCUCAGCUACAUUUGUAAGACAUAGUAUUGUAUCGAUUUCUCUGUAUUUUAAUCAUGGGAAAAGCAAAACACUAGUUUCAUAUUUAAGACGAACAGGGGGGUACUUUUUCAACUAACACGAAGAGCCUUGACAAAGGCGAGGCAGCUCGAAACAAGUCUACAUUUUAGUUAGUAACACAGUAUGUUCAGAAAUAGUUGCAAAGUUGUACAAAGUACUAAGAAGAAAAAAAAAAGCUCAUACCCAAAUCCACAAACUAUUUUUUAAACCAAAGCACAUUUGAAUGAUUAUGGAACCAUGUGUGGCUCUAAAAAGAAACAUAUGUAUUUAUCUCAUUGUUUACAUAAACUCUUACAGUUUUACAGACCUCAGUCGAGGCUCGGCCAGUCAGAGAGGUGGUUUUGUGUGUAUUUUAAAGAUUUUUUUUUUUUUUUUAAAGAUGCUUUUCCACAGAGGUCGCUGCCAAAACAAAAGCAUAGCGUCAAACAUGGGUUGAACUGCUGCAUAUUCAAUGAAGGGGAGGGAUGUGUGGUUUAAGGGUAUCCCCCCACCCCACAUCCCCUCCCCUCCUCUGCCAGCUGGCUUUGGGGUGACCCUGCGCCCCAGUCCCCCCUGCCCUCUGGCCUGUCUUCAGAUGGGGCCGCAGAGAUGGGGGGUGUGCAGUGCAUCCUUGACGUAUUAAUCAAAAGGCAUUGUUAGUCAGGGUUUUUAGCUCAGUGUUGUGUCUCUGUGUUUACCCAAACACACUUGAGGACUACCUCUGCUGCUUGGGUCUCUUAAUAUGUAGGAGAGGGUGGGUGUGAUGCUUGAAUGGUUUGGGUUGUUUUUCGUAACAUGGUACAUCUCUUAUGCUGGUGGUUCUUGAAACCUAUCUGGAGAAUGUAGCUUUUGAUUUGUUCACUGCAUGUAAACAGGCUUAUCUAGUAGUCUUAACUGUGAAUGUUAUUGUCAUUUUCUGCUUUUAUGACGUUUUGAAACCUUUUUUUUUGUUUGUUUUUAGCUGCCUGUGUUCUGUGGGUAAAAGCAGCACAAACCUCUGGCUGGCCAAGCCUCAUACAAAGUUGGUGCAAACACUUAUUGACAGUGUUCUUUUUUUAUCAAAUGUCUAUUGUCAGUGAUGAAUGUAUUUAUUUCUGGUCCUGCCCUCACCUCUGCAAAGAAUUUGCUCAGUGUGUGAGACUGAGAUGGAGGCAGGACCCCCUAUUUUUUUGUUUUGUUUUUUGUUUUAAGGAUUUCAAGCUGAGAAUCAAAAAUGAGACACAAUACAUAGCCAUUAACCACAAUCUGUGAAGUUGACUUUUUUUGUGGGAGAACUGAUUUUUUUUUUUUUUUUUCCAAACUCAAAAAAAAUGGUCUAUGGCAUUUAAUAUCUUCUUUCUCAGUUAUACCUGACAGUCUGUAGGGUUUUUAUUUCAUGUAAUUCACUAUGGGUGUUUUUUUUGCCCAUGUGUUCUUGAGUUCUCACUGAACGACUGCACACCCCUUGUGUGUGUCUGCGGACACAGGCAGGACACUGUGACCUGCCUGGGCAGAACGGAGGCUACUGUAUCUUUUCAAGCUUGCUCUCCCUGGGUGUUGCCAUGCUGCGGCUGUUAAAAACAAAGCAAAAGAAAAACAUUCACACAGCAUAAACAUGCACAUAAUCGACCCUUCUCUCCGCUGAACAACAGCGUUCUCCUUGUGACUAUUGUUACAGUUCUUGUCUUAAACCACUUGCCACCUCUUCCACUUCUUCUUUAACAUGGCAUUUUAUGUUUUUAGUGUCUGUUAGUUCCACAUCGGAGGAUUUUAGAAACCUUAGGUGAGAUAGCUUUACUAAGUGCACUUUGUAUGUUUUUCAAAGCCUCUGGGAGGACCCGGGCACUCUCAUAUCAGUUCCCAUUUAACUGACGGUUUACUCUUUGUCUUUUCUCUUCUUACCUCAUCAUUGUUGCUGUGUGUUUGUUGAAGUAUCAUAUCAUUAUGCAGUGUUACAAAAGCUUUAAAACUGAAUAUACAAAGCAGGAAACUUAACGGAGAGACUGUACUCAGCCUCUAAGCAUUCAAGUUUCCAUCUCAUUUCUUGGCAUUAUUGUUGUUACACCGUGUGCAGUUGUUGCUAUACUACCAUCCUCUCCAGGCAUUUGUACAGUAGAGGGGCUGGUCUGUCCAGUUAUUGUGGAGAUGCUCCUUCUUACCUUGGCAGACUAAACCAAAGCCAGUUUUUAAAAUGGCCUCCGGUGCCAUUAAACCUUGUUGAAGCUUUACUGUCCCUUGCUUUAUCUCAGAUGCACCUGACCCCCCCACUUUAGCCCUUUGACCCUCUGUAAUCUCUGUUACUGCGCAGGCAGCCGUAUACUCUGCGCUGCUGCAUUUUAUAUUUCACAUCAGUAUUUUACUGUACCUCCAGUGACGUUGUGCAGUAGUCACUAAAACAAAAAGCACCAAAUUACCUCAAAACUUUCAGUGUUUACAGAAAUGUGCUAUUUUGCCAUUACAUCACAUCUCACUAUUUAUACUUUUUUUUUUUUUUGCCGUCCAUCUGUAACCAAAAUAUCCUUUCUGAAAUGGAUUUGUAGCAGCAUAUUUUCAGACAUAACCUUUUAAUUUCCAUCUGUUUAUUUGAAGGCACAUUGUCACCUUGUUGUUCACCACAUUAAUGGAAAGACAUGAUUAGCUGCUAAAAGAAAAAUAGUACUUGAAGAGUUGAUUAGUGGAGGUGCCCAUGAAGUGGGUGUAUCAGGCUUCCUCUCUGGUCCGUUUUCUUCAGGAACACCUCUCAAUAAUGUAUCAGGAUCUGUGGGCUGAGAGGCUCUGGAAUGGACAUGUAGGGUCUUUGCUGUUGAAUAAUUAAAAGGCCGAGAAGCCCUCCCCUUGGCAAACACACUUCAUAUGCAAAGGUGUACACACCCAGGUGCACUUUUGCUGGCAUGCAUGCGCAUACACUUCCACUCAUGCAAACACAGAUGUAAGCGUCUAGACUUCAAACACAACCUAACAUGCACACACCAGUAUUUUAAGGUGAGAUUCUGUGACCCCCCUUUUUUUUUCCUUCCCCUUUUUUUUGACUCUUUUGGCAGCACCCAGGCUGGGCUCUCGCUUUAUCUCCACUCCUCAGAGAGCUCGUAUUCAGGUCAGAGCCACCGCCGUGCAUAGCGAUGGGGCUCGCAAACUCAAAGUGUCAUAAAAGUGUAAUACAGCUGACCUCAGCACUCACAACCUUGCAGUCUUAAUGUACAGCAGUGAGGAAAAAUAAACUGUUAUUUUAUGAUCUUUUCAUUAAAAGCUUGAUUGAAAACCAA
Molecule: messenger RNA, 8362 nt
Organism: Lates calcarifer (barramundi perch)
Lineage: Eukaryota; Metazoa; Chordata; Actinopteri; Centropomidae
Gene: hic2
Product: hypermethylated in cancer 2
Exons: 2
Coding region: 477-2240 (587 amino acids)
Biological process (GO): regulation of transcription by RNA polymerase II
Cellular component (GO): nucleus
Molecular function (GO): protein binding; RNA polymerase II cis-regulatory region sequence-specific DNA binding; DNA-binding transcription factor activity, RNA polymerase II-specific
Source: RefSeq, a predicted model, not a curated record